AUGGCUAACACGGGCAGGAUUGUCUCUGGCUGGGAGGCGGAAGAGGGCCAGUUCCCCUACCAGCUCUCGCUCCGAAUGGUGAACAACGAAGCAGCUGUGUUUGCGUGUGGUGCCACCCUCAUACACAACGAAUGGGCCCUCACCGCUGCCCAUUGUACUGCCAUGCGUGUGACCAUCGUAAUCCGUGUCGGUGUGACUCACACCACUCGACCAGCGAUUAUCUUCGAAACAACUGAGUACUACAACCACCCGUUGUACGUACCAGAGUGGCCCUUCGUUCAGCCCAACGACAUCGGUGUCAUCAAAUUCCCUAGACCUGUUGAAUAUACUGACGUGAUCAAGCCUAUCAGGUUGCAGUCUUCAGUAGACAAGGAUAAGAACUAUGAAGGUCUCGUCUUGCUCGCCACCGGCUGGGGCAGGAACUGGACUAAUGGUGUGUCCCCCGAAAACAUGAACUGGGUGUACCUCACCGGGGUAUCGAACGAGGACUGCCGCGUCGCCUUCUCUGGAUCAUCCACCAUCGUCCCGUCCACCAUUUGCGCUGCGUACUACAAUGUGUCCAGUCAGUCUACUUGCCAGGGUGACAGCGGCGGUGGUCUCACCGUUGUCGACGAGGAUGGAAUCGUCUCACAAGUGGGCGUAUCCUCUUUCGUAUCCUCCUCUGGUUGCCACACACCCAUCCCUGCUGGUUUCAUUCGUCCCGGCCACUACCACGAUUGGUUCUACCAAGUGACUGGAAUUAACUUCGACUGGGUCCCAGGACAAGAAGAAGAUAGUGAAUCCAGUGAAAGCGAGUCCAGCGAAUCCAGUGAAAGUGAGUCUAAUGAGGAUGAGGAUAAUGAAGAUGGAGAUGACGAAGAUGGUGACAAUGAAGAUGGGGAUAAUGAAGAUGGGGAUAAUGAAGACGGUGACAAUGGAAACGGAGAUAAUGAAGAUGGAGAUAAUGGCGGCGAAGAAGAAGAAGCUUUUGCUUUGAAAAUGUAA
Molecule: messenger RNA, 984 nt
Organism: Zerene cesonia (dogface butterfly)
Lineage: Eukaryota; Metazoa; Arthropoda; Insecta; Lepidoptera; Pieridae
Product: collagenase-like
Exons: 7
Coding region: 1-984 (327 amino acids)
Biological process (GO): proteolysis
Molecular function (GO): serine-type endopeptidase activity
Source: RefSeq, a predicted model, not a curated record